Messenger RNA from Penicillium chermesinum, 1425 nucleotides. RefSeq names its product putative MFS transporter. The transcript is spliced from 4 exons. Gene Ontology annotation, cellular component: membrane. Lineage: Eukaryota; Fungi; Ascomycota; Eurotiomycetes; Eurotiales; Aspergillaceae. Gene Ontology annotation, biological process: transmembrane transport. The record is from RefSeq and is a predicted model, not a curated record. Gene Ontology annotation, molecular function: transmembrane transporter activity. The coding region runs from base 1 to 1425 and encodes 474 amino acids.
AUGGCCGACCUAACAAUGGAUUGUGCCUCACCGGGAUCGGCGCCGAUUGCCGAGUCAUCUACGAACUCGAAUGGGCUAAGAACGAAAAGCGCGUCCGCUGGAAAGUGGACAUCCGAUUAUGCACCAUUGCCGGUCUCCCUAUGCAGUCUCAAUCUACUUGACUCGGGCAUCUUAUCCUCGGCAGCUGUGACCACCAUGCUGCAGGAUCUCCAGCUGGACCAUGGCUCGCGCUAUUCCGUGUCCAUCUUCAUCUUUACCAUCGCCAGCGUCGUCUUCCAGCUGCCGUGUACGGUAGCUGUCCGAUUUGUCGGCCCUCGGCUCUGGUUCGCGACAAUCACGUUCCUCUUCGGGCUUCUGACGCUGUGUACCGCGUUCAUCCAUACAUGGCGCCAGAUGAUUGCCCUGCGCAUCUUAUUGGGUAUCUCUAUGUCGGGUAUUUAUCCCGGUCUCACUUAUCUCAUCAGCGCGUGGUACCCGCGGAAAGAACAGCAGCUCCGGUUUGCUUUAAUGCAGACAGGCGAGGUUCUUGGGCUUGCGACGGGCAACAUUGUCAAUUAUGCGCUGAACCACCUCGACGGUAAGGCGGGCAUGGCUGGUUGGCGAUGGAUGUAUCUGGUUCAGGGCCUGAUUGCCUUGGUCAUUGGAAUCAUGACCUACUGGUGGAUGGUGGACUUUCCUGAGAACGCCGCUCGGAGCUUUUGUUUCCUGUCGGAGCGUGAGGCCCGAAUUGCAUCCGAAAGGAUUGAGCAAGAUCGUGCUGAUCUCAUCGCCGAGCCCUUCUCAUGGAGUAAACUGCUGGGUAACUUCACCGACGUUAAGAUCUAUGGCUUUGCUUGCAUGUUUUUUCUUCUUAAUUUGGUCUCCACCUCCCUAUCUUACUUUCUGCCAAUCAUUUUGGAGAAUGGGAUGGGAUUCAGUUCUGACAAGUCGAUUAUUCUUUCAACACCGCCUUACUACUACGCGGUACUUCCAGUUGUUUUAACAUCCUUUUUGGGCGACUACUACCGUAAGCGCGGGCCACUGAUCACGUUUAAUGCUCUAUGCCUGAUUGCUGGCUUUUUAAUGUUUGGGCUUCCUUCCUCGAAGCAGGUUGCGGUUCGCUACGUAGGGACAUUCUUGGCCACCGGUGCCUAUGUCUCCAACUGGGCAGCUCUCAAUGCCUUCCAAGCGAAUAAUGUGACUGGUCAGUGGAAGAGAGCAGCGACCGCAGCUGCAGUCACUGCAUUCAACGGACUUGGUGGCGUAGCGGGGAGCUACAUCGUUCGGCAACAAGAGGCACCGCAGUAUGCAACUGCCGUCUGGGUGUCUAUUGGUUCUCAUAUCUUGCUCAUUGCGCUCGUGGGCGGUUUUAGCGUUUACUUCUACAUUAUGAACAGGCGACAAUCGCGGGGUUUAAUUGUCAUAGAAGGCGUGGUAGGUCCUUAA